AUGAUGGAGUUACUUAAAACAGACGGAGAUGAUAGUGUGGAUGUUGAUGGAUUUGAUUCUUUAAUGAUUGCAGCUAGAAAUGGACAUGACAACAUAGUCGAAAUGUUUAUCAACGGCGGAGCUGAUAUCAAUCCUCAUAUUAAAAGUGUGGAUGUAGAUGGCUUGGAUGCUUUAAUGCUUGCAUCACAAAAUGGACAUGACAAAAUAGUCGAGUUGCUUAUUAACGGCGGAGCUGAUGUUAAGCAUGUGGAUGUAGAUGGAUGGGAUGCUUUAAUGUUUGCUUCACUAAAUGGACAUGGCCAAAUUGUAGAGUUGCUUAUCGAAGGCGGAGCCGAUAUCAAAUGUGUGAAUGAAGAUGGAUGGGAUGCAUUAAUGAUUGCAUCAAACAAAGGACAUUACAAAAUAGUAGAGUUACUUGUUACAAAUGGAGCUGAUAUUAAACGUGUGAACGUAGAUGGAAGGGAUGCUUUAAUGCUUGCAUCACUAAAAGGAUAUGAGAAUAUAGUACAGUUGCUUAUCGACGGUGGAGCUGAUUUUAAACGUGUAAACGCAAAUGGAUGGGAGGCUUUAAUGCUUGCAUCGAGAUAUGGACAUGACAAAAUAGUUGGGUUGCUUAUACUAGGUGGGGCUGAUAUACGUCAUGUGAAAAAGGAUGGAUUGGAUGCUUUAAUGCUAGCAUCACGCUAUGGACACGAAAAUAUAGUUACGAUGCUUAUCAAAGGCGGAGCAGAUAUUAAACGUGAGAAUAAUGAUGGAUUGGAUGCUUUAAUGCUUGCAUCUAGACAUGGACAUGACAAAAUAGUAACGUUGCUAAUCAACGGCGGAGCUGAUAUUAAACGUGUAAAUAAAGACGGAUUGGAUGCUUUAAUGAUAGCAUCAAAAAAUGGACAUGACAAAAUAGUCGAGUUGCUUAUACUAGGUGGGGCAGAUAUUACACGUGUGAAAAAAGAUGGAUGGGAUGCUUUAAUGCUUGCAGCACGCUAUGGACACGACAAAAUUGUAACGUUGCUUUUCAACGGCGGAGCUGAUAUUACACAUGUAGAUGUGGAUGGGUUUGAUGCUUUAAUGCUUGCAUCUAGAAAUGGACAUGUAAAGAUAGUCGAAUUGCUUAUAAAUGGUGGAAAUGAUAUUAAUCGUGUGAAUAAAAAUGGAUUUGAUGCUUUAAUGAUUGCAUCAAACAAUGGACAUGACAAAACGGUUGAGCUCCUCAUCUCUUGCGGAGCUAAUGUUAAACAAGUGAAUAAAGAUGGAUGGGAUGCUUUAAUGCUUGCAGCACGUUAUGGACACAACCAAAUAUUUACUAUGCUUUGCAACGGCGGAGCUGAUAUUAAACGAGUGGAUGUAGAUGGAUGCGAUGCUUUAAUGAUUGCAUCAAACAAUGGACAUGACAAAAUGGUCGAGUUACUUAUUAACGGCGGAGCUGAUAUUAAACGUUUAGAUGAAGAUAAAUGGGAUGCUUUAAUGCUUGCAUCUAGCAAUGGACAUGACAAAAUAGUUGAAUUACUUAUCAACGGUGGGGCUGAUUUUAGUCAAGUGAAAUACCAUGGAUUGGAUGCUUUAAUGCUUGCAGCACGCUAUGGGCAUGACAAGAUAGUUGAAUUGCUUAUUAAAAGAGGAGCAUAUAUAAAUAAUUUUGCUGUAGAUGAAUGGGAUGCUUUAAUGCUUUCAGCACGCUAUGGACAUUACAAAAUAGUUGAGUUGCUUAUCAAAGGCGGAGCUGAUAUCAAACGAGGAAAUAAAUUUGGAAUGAAUGCUUUAAUGCUUGCAUCUAGACAUGGACAUGACAAAAUAGUAGAAUUACUUAUCAAAGGCGGAUUUGAUGUAAGACAUAUGAAUGAAGAUGGGUGUGAUGCUUUGAUGGUUGCAUCAAGAAAUGGACAUUGCAAAAUAGUACAGUUACUUAUUAAGGGUGGAGCUGAUAUUAAACGUGUCAAUAAAGUUGGAUGUAAUGCGUUAAUGUUUGCUUCAAUAAACGGACAUGACAAAAUAGUGGAGUGGCUUAUUAACAGUAGCGCUGAUAUUAGACAAAUGAAAAAUGAUGGAUUCGAUGCUUUAAUGCUUGCAUCAAAAAAUGGACAUUAUAAAAUUAUUGAAAUGCUUAUCAACUGUGGAGCAGAUGUGAAACGUGUGAAUAAAGAUGGAUUAGACGCUGUAAUGCUUGCAUCGGGCUAUGGACAUCAUAAUGUGUUAAAAUACUUGCUUAAAGAGGCGCAGAUAUUGGAAGAAUUAAUGGAUUAUGCUACAGAAAUAAUGGCGGAGUAUUCCAACAUGGGAACGUUUAAGCUAUUACAUUUUUUUAUCUACCAGAAAGCUUUAUAUUUGAUACACGAUGUGAUAUGUGCAAACUAUAUGGAUAAACAUUAUACUCUAUUUAAAAAACUUCAUGAAAAUAUGUAUCCAGAAAUAACAAUUUCAUAUUUGAAAGAAGAAAAUCUACUAGAUCCAACUGCACCAAGCUUUUCACUUUCCUUAACUCGUGAUAUGCUGAAUCUUUUGAUAAAUGGCAGUGACGCAAGCCCAGAGUUUGCAAAAGCACUGAAGAAUAUAAGCCUUCCUCACGUCCGUACUUCACUCAUUCAGAAGAUGUUGCUCUCACUGAUUGUUGCAGAUUCAGAUAUUGUAGUUACAACAAAUGAUGAAAUCAAAACUGCUAUUGAUUACAUCAAACAAGCUUCAGCAAAUCCAAGUAGAACAUACGGGGGCUUUCAUAUUUCUGAGUUACUUCAAGCACUUCCAAAAUUUGCUAAACAUCCACAGGCUCGCUUAGAGAUUAUUUCUUUACUCGACACAUUGAAAGAUGUCCUUGCUGAUAACGAUCAUGAGCAGCUGCAGCAUGUAAUGGACUUAUUAAAAGAGAUGACUAUAGAUAAGGUGGCCAGCCAGCAAAUAAUACAAAACGAAGGUCUCACAGACAGUUUGUCAAAGCUGGAUAGUUCUGGAAACAUCGAUAUUUCUGAAGAUGUCACUUCUAUUUUUUGGAAUGCAGGACAAACAGCUGGAUGUUUUCCAAAUAAUGCGGAAAGAGUCGUGUCUCUUGAUUUCCCAAAAGAGUUUACAGUUGAAGUUGAACCGUUAGGUCAAGGAACGUUUGGUAGUGUACAUCUUGUCAGAGAUACAAGUAAACCUGAUGAUAAUAAAUUUGUCGCCAAAAGAAUUUACUUUACUAAAGAGAUGAAACCAGAAAUGGAAUAA
Molecule: messenger RNA, 3192 nt
Organism: Physella acuta
Lineage: Eukaryota; Metazoa; Mollusca; Gastropoda; Physidae
Product: ankyrin repeat domain-containing protein 50-like
Molecular function (GO): protein binding; ATP binding
Source: RefSeq, a predicted model, not a curated record